CACCGCAUCGACCGCACCUCGCCGCUCUACCGCUACACGCCGCAACACUUCGCCAACAACAGUUACGAAAUAACUAUAAGCUUGAAGGGAGCAUCAGCGUCAAUGGGCACAUUCACGCAAAGCCAAACGUCGUAUGUACCGCGCGAGGUGUUGUGGGGACAUCGCUUCCCCUCUGUCGUCAAAUAUGACCCUCGUAAGCAGAAGUACGUGGUGGAUUAUUCCAGUCUGGAUGUAACACAAGCGGUAGAUACUCCUCAAUGCAGUGCAAGAGAACUUUACAGAUCCAGUGCGUCCAGCAAGGAGAGCGCGUGUCCUGGUACUCCGGGCAGCUUCAGUGAGAAACUCUCCACAUUCCAUCUUGAAAGGACUUCCUCUUUUAAAAGGAGGGAUAAAUCUUAGAGUUAAGUAAUUUUAUGCGAUUUCUAUUAUUUUUGACCGACUUCCCAAAAGAAGGAGGUACUCAAUU
Messenger RNA from Papilio polytes (common Mormon), 466 nucleotides. Its product is annotated as inward rectifier potassium channel irk-1-like. Lineage: Eukaryota; Metazoa; Arthropoda; Insecta; Lepidoptera; Papilionidae. The record is from RefSeq and is a predicted model, not a curated record. The coding region runs from base 103 to 399 and encodes 98 amino acids. Gene Ontology annotation, biological process: regulation of monoatomic ion transmembrane transport; potassium ion import across plasma membrane. Gene Ontology annotation, molecular function: inward rectifier potassium channel activity. The transcript is spliced from 4 exons. Gene Ontology annotation, cellular component: plasma membrane.